AAGAUAAGCCCCACAGGAUGGCAAGACCAGCCUUAUCGAGACCCACCAAAACCAGAGGACCUUUGCUAUCGCCGGACCCGCUGGCAGACAAAAAAAACUCAUCCCCCUUAUCUCCACUCUGCUCCAACUCGGCCACUCGGUCCACUCCCAGCAGGUGCUGAUCUCAUUUUGGCAGAAACAGGAACUUUGCAUAAUGUUUGACUGUAAUAGGUGAAGAGAGACUUUUUUUUUGGCAAGCAUGGCGGGGCUGCAAAAGCUCAGGGCAAGUGUUUAUUUUAAAUGGGAGACGUCUGUUAUCGCAUGGAAAGCGGGUUAAUUUCAAUACAAUGGCGCCGCAGCGUCAGACAUCAGCACGGAGGGAGCAGAAGCCAUAAGAUGAAGAAACGCUAUGUGGACGCGAACAGGCUCCGGAAGAUGAGAAGACUGAAAAUCACGGAGAAGCUGUCUGAGAGUGCAUACACCUUCCUGAAAUUCAUGGUGAUGUGGACGCUGGUGCUGCUGGCAGACUUCAUCCUUGAAUUCAGAUUGGAGUAUUUGUGGCCAUGCUGGCUGUUCUUUGGGAGUGUGUACACCACUUUCCACUGCCACGGGCUGGUUAUUUGUGUUGUUUUUGUUUGUGCCGCCUUCACACUGGACAUCUUUUGUUUAAUUUUUGUUCCUUUGCACUGGCUGUUUUUUGUGGCGAGCACCUACGUUUUAUUCAACUAUAUAUGGCACACAGAGAAAGGCAUCUGUAUAUCGACGGUGUCCCUGUGGAUUCUGCUCGUCUACACGGAGGCUUCGCUUCGACUCAAAGAUCUUAAUACCUCUCAUCCCAACCUGUCUCAUCUUUUCGCUGCACAUUGUAUCGGCUAUCCUGUUGUUUAUCUGGGGUUUGAUGCCACCUGCUACUUCACCAACAUUUUCAAGCUGCGCAUACAGAAAGCCGUGCAAAGCGAGAACGACUUUCACAUGCACCUCCUUCAGCACUCGCUCCCACCAGGCCUGCAGGUUUACUCCAAAACCAGCACAGAUGGCGGCAGCAGCACCUCUAAGUGGAAGGUCAAGCCUGAGCCUGGUCAGUAUCAGUGUCAGAAUGGUGCCAUGGUCUCCCAUGACGACGCACACAGCGCCGACUGCCUGCAGAUCCGGAGUGAGGAGCGAGUGGCCGAGAAGGCAUCGCAGGAGGUGAGGUCGGCCGAGCCGAGCCGACGACCGCCACCACCGUCGUCAUCUAAGAACGUCGUGGCCGAGUCCAAAGAUCAGCUUCACAGUGGGGAAGGAGGACCAGAGUCGUCCAUUAUCCCGGAAAAUCUACCUCAAGAGGAUCAGGGAAGCAAAGCCACCCGAGCUGCCAAGAGCGCCUCCCCAAAAGCCCGCAGAAGCAACACAAACACUCCUUCACCUCCCGCAGGGAGGCCCGAGAAAAAACAGAGGACAAACUCAAAAACAAUCAGUCCCAACAGGGACGCAGCUGACAAGAGCGCCACAGCAACGCAGAACUAUCACGCUGAGCAAAUCAGCAAACUCGAAGCAGAGCUGCGGAGGCUGAAGGGGGAGCUGCAGACGAGCAGGCAGAGCGAACAGGAGCUGCGAAGUCACAUCUGCAACCUGACCAACAGCGAGAGGAGCCUGAGGCCGGAGGUCUCCCUCCUCAGACAGUCCAACAUGCUGCUGCAGAGCAAGAUUCUGUGCUGGACUAAAACCAAGCAGAGGGACAAACAGACCUCAGCGCUGCUGGAGAAAAAGACCAGAGCUGAAGCAGAGGGCCGACUCUCCGCUGAGAAGCAGCUGGCUGAGCUUCAGGCUCAGAAACUGGAGGAGGCGGCGAGUGCAGCACGGACCCUGACCAACAGGCAGGAACACUGUGAAACCCAAAUGUUGAGGAAAAGAGUUAAAGAUCUAGAAACAGAGUACAAACAACUGCAGCUGGAGUAUCAAGUGAAAGAGAGCCGUGUGGUAGAUCUAGAGAGAGAUAUCGAGGCAUUGGGGAAGUACCGUUGUGUGGAGAAAGAGACAGACAUGCUGCUCUCCACAUUAUCAGCCAUGCAGGAAAAGGCUCAACAUCUGGAGUACAACCUGAGCGCAGAGACGCGCAUCAAGCUGGACCUGUUUUCUGCUCUGGGUGACGCCCGCAGACAGCUGGAAAUUGCUCAAGACAAAGUGAAGAAGCAGGACAGGGAGAUCCGCGAAAUGAAGCAGAAGAUUGCGGAGGUGAUGGCGGUCAGCCCCGGCGUGUCAUACGUGGCUCCGCGGCACCAGGUACCUCAGUAUCUCACCAAGCUGCUCAACUCUGAGCGCUACAUGCUGAAUCCACGAGCGCUGAUGUACCAGUGUUUGAAAAAAUGAAAUAAAAAAGGACCAAGUGGAUCCCUGACGCAUUCUCAGCCUUUCUUGCCAGGACCAGAAGAGUUUUUUUUUUUUUUUUUUUUUUUUUUAAGUACAGAGCUAAAGCAAAGCGGUGAAGACGCCUGCGUCCGGUUACCAGUGGAAACAGCUACAAACCUCCUAAAGUCCAAUUGCCUUCUGCUGCACUGUUGGUGCUAAACUUGGUGUUAUUCAUUAUAUAUUUCCUGUUCUCCUCCCACAUCAGAAAGUUUCUCUUACAAAAGCGAGGUAUUUUAUAUGCAGAGCUGCUAACGGCGGCAUCGUAUCCAUCAUCUUCAUCAAAUGAGAGAACAACAACAUCGUUGCUUUUUCGGGCCUUGCAGACGAACAAACCUUUAGGUCUGUCGUUUGAUGUGGAUGUUCAAUUGAAAUGACAACAAAGGAGCAGAAUACACAGAAGAAAGUCCAUGUCUGAGAAAGAGAUGCAAAUUUUGUCAUCUUUGGCAAUUAAAUUCAAUAAAGUGAAGUAUAUAGAAGAAAAAAAGGAUUCAGUAAAAUUAAAUUUAAACCAUUUUCGGAGGUACUGUUUAUGAAUAAUAAUAAUAAUUUGGUAAAAUCAGAGGUUUUCCCCACUCAAUAAAAUGAACCUUUUUUCUAACGUUUUCUGUGUAAGAUUAUGAUGCUUCAAAAAAUAUUUAUUAAAAAUCUUUUUACACAUCCAUCAGGGCGUCCCAAUAAAUGUGGAGGCUCUGCUAUCUGACAACAAUUGUAUGUUUUAUGCUUUAAAGAGUGCAAAAUCUAACUCAAUUUUUAAUUCAACUGCACUAUUAAAUAGGCAAGCUAAAGAAGUAUUUAAAAGUGUAUUCUUUCCUGUGAAUAAUUAAUGAGAACUUUCCAACUUAGACCGUUUGAUGAAUAAAAGAAACAGUACAGAAGUCAAUAUUAAGGCUGUCUUUUAACCUAAAGUCCUAUUACAUGUGUGUUUUUAGGACAGAGAAACUAAGCAGCUGAAUGGAAAUUUAGCCAUAAUUUAACUUCAAGUUUACAGCUGUGCCACUCUGAUGUAAACAUGCAUAUUUGAUGUAUUGGAAUUUCUUUAGCCGUAAACAUUUUUUUUUUUUUUUUUUUUAAAUUAGUUUCGGUUAAGAAAA
Poecilia latipinna (sailfin molly) is the source of this 3458-nucleotide messenger RNA. RefSeq names its product macoilin-1. The transcript has 12 exons. Gene Ontology annotation, biological process: neuronal signal transduction. Bases 280 to 2328 code for a protein of 682 amino acids. The record is from RefSeq and is a predicted model, not a curated record. Gene Ontology annotation, cellular component: rough endoplasmic reticulum membrane. NCBI's taxonomy places the organism in Eukaryota, Metazoa, Chordata, Actinopteri, Cyprinodontiformes, Poeciliidae.